AUGGCUUCACCGCACAUUGUCGACGCGAUGAAGACGGCCACCGCUACUGGGCAAUCACGGAGCCCACAUCUCGAAUAUGCGAUGAGCCAGGUGCCAGCCGGUUCGCCUUGCCGCAACGUAUCCAGCCCGAUCUUGACCGACGACGGUGGAUAUCAGGUCCACUUCGCCAUGUGGGCUGAUUAG
Uncinocarpus reesii 1704 is the source of this 183-nucleotide messenger RNA. RefSeq lists its product as uncharacterized. NCBI's taxonomy places the organism in Eukaryota, Fungi, Ascomycota, Eurotiomycetes, Onygenales, Onygenaceae. Bases 1 to 183 code for a protein of 60 amino acids. The record is from RefSeq and is a predicted model, not a curated record. The transcript has a single exon.